Messenger RNA from Raphanus sativus (radish), 370 nucleotides. RefSeq names its product low temperature-induced protein lt101.2-like. Gene Ontology annotation, cellular component: membrane. Bases 74 to 238 code for a protein of 54 amino acids. The transcript is spliced from 2 exons. Lineage: Eukaryota; Viridiplantae; Streptophyta; Magnoliopsida; Brassicales; Brassicaceae. The record is from RefSeq and is a predicted model, not a curated record.
GUGUCCAAUACCCAUCUCCUGUUUUACUUCUUAAACCCACUCACCACUGUCACUUUUCCCUAAUCUAAAACAAAUGGGCUCAGAGACAUUCCUGGAAGUGAUUCUGGCGAUUCUUCUACCUCCCGUCGGCGUUUUCCUCCGGUAUGGUUGUGGGGUUGAGUUCUGGAUAUGUUUGUUGUUUACUUUGUUGGGUUACAUCCCUGGGAUCAUCUAUGCUAUCUACGUUCUCGUGGGAUGAUCAUCAAAUUAAUAAUCUCCAUGUACAGUUUUCAUCUGAGUUAGCUUUUGCUGUUUCUCACUGGGCUUGUAAUAAAAACUCUUGCUUUCUUGCUAAAUAAUAAAAAUCUAUUCUUUGCUAUAAAAAAUUGUU